Alternaria alternata is the source of this 954-nucleotide messenger RNA. RefSeq lists its product as hypothetical. The record is from RefSeq and is a predicted model, not a curated record. Bases 83 to 808 code for a protein of 241 amino acids. The transcript is spliced from 3 exons. Gene Ontology annotation, biological process: respiratory electron transport chain. Lineage: Eukaryota; Fungi; Ascomycota; Dothideomycetes; Pleosporales; Pleosporaceae.
GCGGGCGCAUCUUCGUCCUGACGGCAUCACCACCGUCAAGCACCAAUUGCGCCCCAACCCCACACUCGACACUCCCGCCAACAUGAGGGCAGCUGCACGUCUCCUCGCCAGCGUCAAGCCUGGCCAGUUCCUUGAGGCCGGCACUCCCACGGGUCUCACAGGGCUCCUCACCCACCCGUCGCCGCGCUCCGCACUGCUCUACCACUACCACUCGACUCUCGACAAGCUCAAGAAGAUUCCCGAAUCAUCCGUAUACCGCCAAUCAACCGAGGCCCUGACGAAGCACCGUCUUGCCAUCAUCGAGCAGUCCAAGCCGGCGGGAUGGGACGAGUGGCAGCAAAAGAUCGCCAUGCAAGUUAGCGACGACCCAACCAGAUACCAGGUCCUCGACACAUCAGCCGGACAAACCAUCGUAAUCCCAAACCAGGCUGAGGUUGACGAACGGUCGAAAGCAGCCGAGUGGGACGGAGAGAAGAUCGAGACCUUCCCCGAGGGUAUUCGUUCGUCCAAAGAGCGACUGCCCCAUGCGAGGAAGAUGAAGGGCGACGUCAACUACACGCCUGAGCGGGUAAUGAACGACAUCAAGUUUGAUCCCGAGCCGCAGUACACUGCCGAAGCUAUUUCCGACCUUGAGAGCAGACUUGGCGCGGGCCUGAUUGAAGAAGUCAUUCAGGUCGCUGAGGGCGAGCACAAGCUCGUUGACGUCAUGACCGAGGCCAAGGUUUGGGAGCCACUCGAGGAGCCUGCGCCAGAAGGCCAAUGGUCUUACUUUGAGCGCAUGACACACACAAAGACACAGAAGCCAUAGACUCGCGUCGCUCACCAAAGCAUGUAGAUAGUAGAAGAACAAACAUUGUAUUUGUGCAUGUGAGGCUCCAUCACCAUUCGGCUACCGUACAAGAUAUAUGUGCUUUCCAUCUGUGACGUCCCUAUGAAUUUAAGCUCCCCCUCCCU